Molecule: messenger RNA, 2349 nt
Organism: Aspergillus ruber CBS 135680
Lineage: Eukaryota; Fungi; Ascomycota; Eurotiomycetes; Eurotiales; Aspergillaceae
Product: ATP-dependent 6-phosphofructokinase
Exons: 3
Coding region: 1-2349 (782 amino acids)
Biological process (GO): canonical glycolysis; fructose 6-phosphate metabolic process; fructose 1,6-bisphosphate metabolic process
Cellular component (GO): cytoplasm; mitochondrion; 6-phosphofructokinase complex
Molecular function (GO): fructose-6-phosphate binding; ATP binding; monosaccharide binding
Source: RefSeq, a predicted model, not a curated record
AUGCCCCCUACUCAAGCAGAACCCCCCAAGAGACGCCGCAUUGGUGUGCUCACCUCCGGAGGUGAUGCCCCCGGUAUGAACGGCGCCGUGCGCGCUGUUGUCCGGAUGGCCCUCUACUCCGAUUGCGAGGCCUAUACUAUCCUGGAAGGUUAUGAGGGUCUGGUCAAUGGCGGCGACAUGAUCCGCCAGGUGCAGUGGGAGGAUGUCCGUGGCUGGCUUUCGUACGGUGGUACACUCAUUGGCUCGGCCCGGAGCAUGUCGUUCCGGGAGAGACCUGGUCGGAUGCAGGCAGCAAAGAACAUGGUCCUCCGGGGUAUUGAUGCCCUUAUCGUCUGCGGUGGUGAUGGCAGUUUGACCGGUGCUGAUGUUUUCCGCGGCGAAUGGCCUGCUUUGCUGGACGAGUUGAUCCAGAACGGCGAAUUGACCAAGGAGCAGGUCGAACCCUAUCGUGUGUUGAACAUUGUCGGUUUGGUCGGCUCUAUUGACAACGACAUGUCAGGCACAGAUGCCACCAUUGGUUGCUACUCAUCUCUGACCCGGAUUUGUGACGCUGUGGACGAUGUCUUCGACACGGCAUUUUCGCACCAGAGAGGCUUCGUCAUUGAAGUCAUGGGGAGACAUUGCGGUUGGUUGGCGCUGAUGUCCGCCAUCAGUACUGGUGCAGAUUGGUUGUUCAUUCCUGAGAACCCCCCUCGCGAUGGUUGGGAGGAUGAAAUGUGCGCAAACAUUGUCAAGAACCGGAAAGAGCGUGGAAAGCGUCGGACAAUUGUCAUCGUGGCCGAAGGUGCUCAGGACCGUCACCUGAACAAAAUCUCCAGCAAUACAAUCAAGGACAUGCUCACCAAGCGUCUUGGUCUUGACACCAGAACAACUAUCCUCGGACAUACCCAGAGAGGAGGAUCAGCAUGUGCGUACGACCGGUGGCUCUCGACUUUGCAGGGUGUGGAAGCCGUUCGCGCUGUUUUGGACAUGAAGCCCGACUCGCCUUCGCCCGUAAUCACCAUCCGCGAGAACAAGAUCAUGCGCACACCAUUGAUGGAGGCCGUCAAGGCGACCAAGGAGGUCACCUCUCAUAUCCACAACAAGGACUUUGAUGGCGCCAUGGCCCUCCGUGAUGCCGAAUUCAAGGAAUACCAUUUCUCUUACCGCAACACGGCCACUCCUGACCACCCCAAGAUGAUCCUCCCAGAGAACAAGAGAAUGCGCAUUGGUUUCAUCCACGUCGGCGCCCCCGCUGGUGGUAUGAACCAGGCUACUCGUGCGGCCGUCGCCUACUGCCAAACCCGCGGUCACAUUCCCCUUGCCAUUCACAACGGUUUCCCCGGUCUCUGCAGGCACCACACGGACGCGCCUGUUAGCUCCGUUCGCGAGAUUGACUGGCUCGAGUCGGACAACUGGGUCAACCAGGGAGGUUCAGAGAUUGGUACAAACCGUAGCUUGCCCUCGGAAGACUACGAGGGAACCGCCAGGUGCUUCGAGGAGCACAAGUUCGACGCCUUGUUUUUGGUUGGUGGUUUCGAGGCUUUCACCGCUGUCAGCCAGCUGCGCCAAGCUCGUGAGAAAUACCCUGCCUUCAAGAUCCCCAUGGUCGUCCUGCCGGCCACCGUCUCCAACAACGUCCCGGGAACCGAAUAUUCUCUGGGUAGCGACACUUGCUUGAACACCCUGAUCGACUUCUGCGACGCUAUCCGUCAGUCCGCCUCGUCUAGCCGUCGCCGUGUCUUCGUCGUCGAGACCCAGGGUGGUCAAUCUGGUUACAUCGCUACGACUGCCGGUCUCUCGGUGGGCGCCACCGCCGUCUACAUCCCCGAAGAGGGCAUCAACAUCAAGAGGUUGUCCAAGGACAUCGACUUCCUGCGUGACAGCUUCGCCAAGGACUACGGCACCAACCGUGCUGGAAAGCUCAUUCUCCGCAAUGAGUGCGCCUCGUCUACAUACUCCACCCAGGUCAUCGCCGACAUCAUCAAGGAGGAAGCCUGCGGCCGCUUCGAAUCUCGUGCUGCCGUCCCUGGUCACUUCCAGCAGGGUGGCAAGCCCUCGCCCAUGGACCGUAUCCGUGCCCUGCGGAUGGCCAUCAAGUGUAUGCUGCACUUGGAGAGCUACGCUGGCAAGUCGCCCGAUGAGAUAGCUGCCGAUGAGAUGUCAUCGACAGUAAUUGGUAUCAAGGGCUCGCAAGUCCUGUUCUCGCCUAUGGGUGGUGAGGACGGCCUCGAGGCAACGGAGACCGACUGGAAGCGCCGUCGCCCCAAGACGGAGUUCUGGUUGGAGUUGCAGGAAACCGUUAACAUUCUGUCUGGACGGACGAGCUUCGUUGGCGAGUCUGACGAGACGCUGUCGUAUUACAGUUAG